This is a messenger RNA of Tetrahymena thermophila SB210, 1476 nucleotides long. Its product is annotated as SKIP/SNW domain protein. Lineage: Eukaryota; Ciliophora; Oligohymenophorea; Hymenostomatida; Tetrahymenidae. Gene Ontology annotation, cellular component: spliceosomal complex. The record is from RefSeq and is a predicted model, not a curated record. Gene Ontology annotation, biological process: mRNA splicing, via spliceosome. The transcript has 6 exons.
GAAAUUUUUGUAAAAUUUGUUAAACAAAAAUAAUAUAGCCAAUAUAUAAAUAAAUAGAUAGAUAGAUAAGUAAUUCCAAAAAGGAUAAACCAUUUUGAAUAAAAUAAACAGACAAGAUAACCUUUAAGUCAAAAUCAAUAGCGAUAAACAUAAAAUCAACAUUUAAAAGAAUAGAAAAUGAUUCAACCAUACAAAUAGGGAAAAGAUUAUCAACAUAAUUUCCGUAAUAGAUAUUUAGAUGAAGACGAAUUAGCUAAGCCUUCCCAAGAAGUAGCUUAACAAAUUACAAAUCACACAUAAUAGUAAUUGCAGACCUAAGGUACCCAAAAGACAUUCUCUACUAAUAAUAAAGUAGUUAAUAGCAUAAACAAGAAAAAUGAUGUUUAAUAUAUUUCAUAUACACCUCAUAAUCAAGCUAUUGGAACUAAUGCAGGUGCAUCUUAAAGAAUUAUCAAGAUGCAUGAGCGCUAAGUCGACCCAUUAGCUCCAGCUUAGUUUAAACAUAAAAAGGUUGCCUAAGGUCCUCCUUCUCCUCCUACUACCAUUAUGCACUCUCCUCCUCGUAAGUUAACCUAAGAAGAUCAAUUAAACUGGAAAAUACCACCAUGCAUUUCCAAUUGGAAGAACGCCAAAGGUUACACUAUUCCUCUCGAAAUGAGAUUGAAAGCAGAUGGAAGAACUCAAUAACAGCACACAAUUAAUGAUAAAUUUGCUAUGUUAAAUAACUCUUUGUAUGUUGCAGAAAGAGAAGCAAGAAAGGAAUUAGAAGAAAGAAAUAAGUUGAUUAGAACCAUGGCAUAGACAGAGCUUAAAAAGUAAGAAGAAGAGUUUAGAAAGUAAGCUUAAGAAGCAAGAGAAAAGUCAAAUAAAUUACUCGAAGAUUCAGCAGCUUCUCUUGAGUAGAGAACCAACAAUGACACUGAGGUUAGAGAAAAGGUUUCAAAGGAAGAUUUGAAGAAUAUUGAGGAAAUUAAGAGAAGAGAGCAAAUGAGAUACAUUGAAAAGAGAGAACUUGAAAGACAACUUCGUCUUGAAAAUGCAGGAAAUAAAAAGGCUAAGUAAGUUAGAGAUUAGGAAAGAGAUAUCUCUGAAAAAGUAGCUCUUGGUCAAGCUCAACCUACCUAGUCCAAGGAAGUUAUGUUUGAUUAACGUCUUUUCAAUUAAAAUUCUGGAUUGGAUGCAGGAUUCGGAAGCGAUGAUGAAAAUAAACUCUAUGAUAAGCCAUUGUUUGCAGACAGAAGCAAUGCAAAUAUUUAUAGAAAUAAUAAUGAAAUUAACUUAGAUGAUGAUGAAGACGACGAUAAACCUGCUGAUAUUACUAGAGUAGUAAAAGCACCAGCUAGAACUUUUGAUGGAGCCAACAAAGCUGCAGGAAACAGAAGUAGACCUGUAGAAUUUGAAAAGGAAUAAAACGAUUACUUUGGUAUGGACUCUCUUAUCACAGAUAAAGUUUAGAAAAAAUUAAAGAAGGAUUGA